Molecule: messenger RNA, 3667 nt
Organism: Mustela lutreola (European mink)
Lineage: Eukaryota; Metazoa; Chordata; Mammalia; Carnivora; Mustelidae
Gene: ZNF74
Product: zinc finger protein 74
Exons: 4
Coding region: 761-2629 (622 amino acids)
Biological process (GO): regulation of transcription by RNA polymerase II
Molecular function (GO): DNA-binding transcription factor activity; RNA polymerase II cis-regulatory region sequence-specific DNA binding
Source: RefSeq, a predicted model, not a curated record
CACAGUUUAGUCUGCAGCAACAUUGAGAGCUAUCUAAAAGAACACUUUUAGAGCUAAAGGUCAAAGCUCUUGUGACCCCAGAGGAUGUCCCCUCUCUUCCCAAGACUGUCUGAUAGCCAUCUCAGGGCUUGAAAUUCCACACCCAGGUGUAUAACCACGGGUGCUGAUGCAGACCCAGGGUUUCCAGAGAAAUGUGGUGACCCCUGGGAGCUUGGCCGCAUGCCAGUCACUCCCAACAAACAGGGAGAUGGGAGCCAGGCCUCCCCUGUUUGAUUUAUUCUUCAUUCUUAUGUCUAAUGUCGUGCCUUUUCUACGAUUUAAGCCAGACUCCCAGGGCGCCCACAUCUUUGAAGAGCGAACCACCCUUGCCACCUUAGGUUGGUACCCUGAUGGGUUUUGAGAGCUUAUUUGCUGGCAAGGGGGACCCAGGGUGGGAUUGGAGUGUGGAGACCAAGAGGAGCAUUGGGGAUGGCAACCUGGGGACUCUAGAGUGGGUGAGGAGCCCUAUCAGCAGAAGAGCCUGGGGUUCUAGAAGAGGAGUGCAUGCAAGUGUCAGUGACCCCUGCCGGGGAAGGUGGAAGCAGGUCAGUACCUGGGUUCAGGGAGGACAGGGGAGCAGGGGCCCCGUGGGAAGGGUGGGAAGCAGACAAGAACCGAGAGUGGCUCCCUUGGUCUCUUGCUAACAGAACUUGCUGAUAAGUAUGGUUUCCUUCCUUAGAGUGUGAUAAUGGCUUCCUCUCCAGAGUAGGGUCCUCUUGCGAUGGAAUCAGUGACUUUCAAGGAUGUGGCUGUGGACUUCACCCAGGAGGAGUGGGGCCAGCUAGACUCCCCUCAGAGGGCCUUGUACCGUGACGUGAUGCUGGAGAACUACCAGAACCUUCUUGCCCUGGGACCCCCAGUCUGCAAGCCGGAUGUGAUCUCCCACCUAGAACGAGGCGAGGAGCCUUGGUGGAUGCCCAGAGAAGUCCCUGGAGGGUCUUGUCCAGAGGGGGAGCCCGGGCCUGGGGUGAAGGACAAGUCAUGUCAACAGCAGGGUGUUUACAAGGAAGAGCCUUACCAGGAGCCAAUCACCAAACCACUGGGGAGGUCCUGCGUCCUCAGCUCCAGCGGCAACGAGUGGGCCAGCGAGGGCCUGGCGGCCGCUCCAGGGAAAAGCGAGGCUGUGCUGCAGAGGCUAGCACCGGGCAGCUCGGGGGACAUUCCCCCAGAGGGGCGCUGGCACAGCUGCAAGGCAUCUGAGGAUUUCCCCGCUGGGUGCACUCUCUUCACCCCUCAGACCAUUCCUGCAGAAGGAGACCCUCCUGACAGGCCCACCGCGAGCUUCCAGUCUGGUGGACGGAGAGGGGGCCCGGGGAGAGGCCCCAGCAAGUCCAGUGACCGCGGCGAACACCCACCCUCGAGCGGGCGGCGGGGAGUGGCGGCGGGGGACGGCCUGUUCGUGUGCGGCGAGUGUGGGAAGGCUUUCCGACAGAGCUCAUCACUGACGCUGCACCGGCGGUGGCACGCCCGGGAGAAAGCCUACAAGUGCCACGAGUGCGGCAAGGCCUUCACGUGGAGCACCAACCUCAUCGAGCACCAGCGCAUUCACACCGGGGAGAAGCCAUUCUUCUGCAGCGAGUGCGGCAAGGCCUUCAGCUGCCACUCGUCGCUGAACGUGCACCACCGGAUCCACACGGGGGAGCGGCCCUACAAGUGCAGCGCCUGCGAGAAGGCCUUCAGCUGCAGCUCCCUGCUCAACAUGCACCUGCGUGUGCACACGGGCGAGAAGCCCUACCAGUGCAGCGCCUGCGGCAAGGCCUUCAACCAGAGGACGCACCUGACGCGCCACCAGCGCAUCCACACCGGUGAGAAGCCCUACCAGUGCGGCGCGUGCGGCAAAGCCUUCACCUGCCACUCGUCCCUGACCGUGCACGAGAAGAUCCACAACGGGGACAAGCCGUUCAAGUGCGGCGAGUGCGGCAAGGCCUUCAGCAGCCGCUCGCGCCUCACCCUGCACCAGCGCAUCCACACGGGCGAGAAACCCUUCAAGUGUGGCGAGUGCGGCAAGGCCUUCAGCUGCCACUCCUACCUCGUCGUGCACCAGCGCAUCCACAGUGGGGAGAAGCCCUUCAAGUGCAACGAGUGCGGCAAGGCCUUCAGCUCCCACUCCUACCUCAUCGUGCACCAGCGCAUCCACACCGGCGAGAAGCCCUUCGACUGCAGCCGAUGCUGGAAGGCCUUCAGCUGCCACUCGUCGCUCAUCGUGCACCAGCGCAUCCACACCGGGGAGAAGCCCUACAAGUGCGGCGAGUGCGGCAAGGCCUUCAGCCAGAAUCACUGUCUCAUCAAACAUCAGAAAGUCCACUCCGGGGAGAAGUCGUUCCGAUGUAACGAGUGUGGGGAGAUGUUCGGCUGGAGCGCCCACCUUGCGGAACACCGGAGAAGACACAGUGAGGAGAAACCCUUCACCAUCGAGUUUAACAAGCACUUACUGAGCACCUACUAUGUGCCGGGAGGCCUGCUGGGCACAGGGGACGCGGGUGUGAGCAGUGUAGACACGAUGGAUGCCCUAGACGUGGCAGAGCUCCUGUGUGCCGUGCAGCCCCCAGCCGGCAGGACAUCCCCGCUGGGCAGCAAGCCUGGAAAUUAGUGUGGCAUGCCCGCCCCUUGGCCUUGCUCCUUCCCCAGAAAGGGGAAAGCACAGCAGCUGAGAUACAUACAGCCUACUCAUGCCUCUGGUUUAGAGACUGGCCCUGCUGCCUGUGUCGAUGACCCACGCACUGGUACCACUCUUUCAGAAGUCAUCACCACCCCAGGAAGUGCUCCACUGUAGGAAAGAAGAGCUGAGGGCCAUCUGAGGGUGUCCCAUCAGCCUGCUUUCCUUAAUGGGCUUGCAAGACACUGGGUCUCUCCUGCAGGCAGAAAGAAGGUGUAUUGAUCAUUGUGUCCUCGGACGGGCUCCUGGUAGGAUCUCGAUCAGGAAUUUCCUUUGUAUGUUAUGUUUAGAAGGAUAAUGAUAGUAAUAAAAACAAACAGAAGAAUUAUUAACAGUAUUCCAAGUGAACAUUAGUAUAUUCCAGGAGGGGAGAAUGAUCUCAAAUCUCAAAUGGUGGGGGUUUAGGAAAAGGCAGAUUUCCUGGACUCACCUCUCUGCAGCAGCUCUACAACAGUCUUCUGGUAGCGAUAGCUCUCCGUCUCAGGAGCACAGCCCAGCUUUGGAGUAGCCAGGUCCUGAUGUGCCAGCAUCGAGCCUGGCCAUCUGGUGCCCACUGGGAAAUGGUGAGCACACAGAUGGAUGCUCGGCGUCCAUCCAGGGCCUGGUGCUGGGAUAGAUGUGUCUAGAAGCUCACCUUCUCCUCGAAGGGCCUCCCUCUGCUCCAGGGAGUUCAACCCGCUGGCUCAGCCCUGUGGGAGGAAGCCCUCCACGGGACCUGUGCCCAUGCUCUCUGCAGAGGUGGGUGGGCUUCAUCUGGAAUUAAUGUUCCUUCCGCUCAGUCCUAAGCAAGUCUAAGCUGCUUUCUCAGUGAUAAUACUUUACAUUUAUAUAGAGAGCUAUAGUUUCUGAAGUGCUUUUUAGUAUACUUUUUAAAUUAUGGCAGCAAAAUAACCACAUUUCAGGAAAUGUGGAAGUCAGGAAAAAGGCCCCCCGUAAUUCCUAAUAAACUGCAUUUCGCACUUUGAUACAUUA